UCCAGCAGUUUUUUGGUGACGUAAGAUGUGGGCUGAACUUGAGUCUACUGAGAAAGAGGGAAUCACUAUUCAAGGGCACUGUACAUACAAUCUGGGUCAGCUGCAGCUGGUUACUGCGUUUCUCCAUGUGGCAGACAGAGCAAAGCCACAACGAUUUCUCCGCUGGAUUAAAGACAGCCCACAGACCAGAACGUCCACUCCACUACUUAAAAUUACAUAGGUGGCUUGUCAAAUUCAAUUGAUUAGUGUUGUAAGAAGAAAAAGAAGUUCCUUAUUACAGCUUGGAUUCGACGGCCCACAACAAAGAUGCAGUUGCCAUUAAAGUCACAGACGAACAAACUCCUACACUGACUUGUAAAAGCAAGAAUAAGAGCGGCAAGUUUCUGGGUUUACGUUAUCAACAGAUGCAAAAGAAGACGUCACACAAGCUCAUUUCAGAAUGAAGGCUUUUAUCUGGACCCUAACUGUGCUCCUCUUCCUAGUAAUGGGCACCAGACACUGCAGAGGACAGUACAAAAUAAAAAAAAUAACCCAGAGGAGAUACCCUCGUGCCACAGAUGGUAAGGAGGAGGUAAAGAAAUGCGCGUACACAUUCCUGGUACCUGAACAGAAAAUAACAGGGCCCAUUUGUGUCAACACCAAAGGGCAAGAUGCAGGGGCCAUUAAAGACAUGAUCACCAGGAUGGACCUGGAGAACCUGAAGGACGUGCUGUCCAAGCAGAAGCGGGAGAUAGAUGUCCUGCAGCUAGUGGUGGAUGUGGACGGGAACAUCGUGAAUGAGGUCAAGCUGCUGAGAAAGGAGAGCCGGAACAUGAACUCUCGAGUCACCCAACUCUACAUGCAACUGUUACACGAGAUUAUCCGGAAGAGGGAUAACUCACUCGAACUUUCCCAGUUGGAAAAUAAAAUCCUCAAUGUCACCACAGAAAUGUUGAGGAUGGCAACAAGGUACAGGGAGCUGGAGGCGAAAUAUGCUUCCUUGACCGAUCUUGUCAACAACCAGUCUGUGAUGAUCACUUUGUUGGAAGAACAGUGCUUGAAGAUCUUUUCCCGACAAGACCCCCACAUGUCUCCUCCUCUUGUCCAGGUAGUGCCGCGAAACAUUCCUAACAGUCAUCAGUACACUCCCGGGCUGCUGGCAGGUAAUGAGAUACAGAGGGAUCCAGGUGAUCCCAGAGAUUUAAUGCCACCACCUGAUCUGCCAACUUCUCCCACCAAAAGUCCUUUCAAGAUACCACCAGAAACUUUCUUCAAUGAAGGACCAUUCAAAGACUGUCAGCAUGCAAAAGAGGCUGGCUAUUCGAUCAGUGGGAUUUAUAUGAUUAAACCUGAAAACAGCAAUGGACCAAUGCAGUUAUGGUGUGAGAACAGUUUGGACCCUGGGGGUUGGACUGUUAUUCAGAAGAGAAUAGAUGGCUCUGUCAACUUCUUCAGAAACUGGGACAAUUAUAAGAAAGGGUUUGGCAACAUUGACGGAGAAUACUGGCUUGGAUUGGAAAAUAUUUAUAUGCUUAGCAACCAAGAUAAUUACAAGUUGCUGAUUGAAUUGGAAGACUGGAGUGAUAAAAAAGUCUAUGCAGAAUACAGCAGCUUUCGCCUGGAGCCUGAGAGUGAAUUCUACAGGCUGCGCCUGGGAACGUACCAGGGAAACGCUGGCGAUUCUCUCAUGUGGCAUAACGGCAAACAGUUCACCACCCUGGACAGAGACAAAGAUACAUACGCAGGGAACUGCGCGCACUUUCAUAAAGGAGGCUGGUGGUACAACGCCUGCGCGCACUCUAACCUGAAUGGGGUGUGGUACCGAGGAGGCCACUACAGAAGCAAGUACCAAGACGGAAUCUUUUGGGCCGAAUACCGUGGGGGGUCCUACUCCUUGCGAGCAGUUCAGAUCAUGAUCAAGCCUAUCGACUGAGGGAGACAGCCUACACCUCAACAGAGCUCUGCCUUUGUCAGUCUCUGAAAACGCAAAUGUUACACGUAUAUCAUUCUGCACAAUUCAUUUUUACAGAUAUAGUUUUUAAAAUGAAUUUUACCACAUAACUAUAAAAGGGGAUUUAUGAACCUAGCUUCAUUUUCCCUCAAUAUACUACAGAAGAUUAUUAGUUUCCAUAAUCUUAGUUACUUUAAAAAUUACAUUGACUAAAUAUGGGGAACAUUUGUUUUCUAAAAUGUAAAUAUUUGUCACAAUGUAAAACAAACCUCAGCUUUAUUUUAAAUCAAAAUUGAAUACAUAUUUGACAUCCUUAGUAAUUUACUUAAAAACUUUAUGAGAUUGCUCUUACUGCCAAUGAAAAAAUAUUUUUAAGAUUUCAAUCUAGUACAUUUUAUUUAUAAAAAAAAUAGACAGGAAAUUAGAGAAAACUCUAGUUUUGCCAACAGAAAAUACAUUUUGCAUUAAAUAAAAGUUAUUUCAAGUUGAAUCUGUGCCUUUCACAUGAAACAAUUAAAUCUAAAUUCUUUUUUUUUUUUUAAAUCUUCACCAAGGAUAUUUUUUCCAUUGCUUUU
Miniopterus natalensis is the source of this 2505-nucleotide messenger RNA. It is a transcript of the gene ANGPTL1, whose product is annotated as angiopoietin like 1. Gene Ontology annotation, biological process: blood coagulation. The record is from RefSeq and is a predicted model, not a curated record. NCBI's taxonomy places the organism in Eukaryota, Metazoa, Chordata, Mammalia, Chiroptera, Miniopteridae.